This is a messenger RNA of Aspergillus versicolor CBS 583.65, 1798 nucleotides long. RefSeq names its product aromatic ring-hydroxylating oxygenase subunit alpha. NCBI's taxonomy places the organism in Eukaryota, Fungi, Ascomycota, Eurotiomycetes, Eurotiales, Aspergillaceae. Gene Ontology annotation, molecular function: 2 iron, 2 sulfur cluster binding; iron ion binding. The transcript is spliced from 2 exons. The coding region runs from base 343 to 1611 and encodes 422 amino acids. The record is from RefSeq and is a predicted model, not a curated record.
GCCCCAUAUCGGCAGGUCGGCUCAUGAACCGUGUCCCGGUUCACCAGCUCCGUCACGGGUCCGGAGGGGCUUGGGGAUCCUUGACAUGGACUGUUCCAGAUGGGAGGGAUGUUGAACGAACUAGGAAACUGGAUGGCUCGUGGUCCGUCCUCCUGAUUAUGAUGCAACGUGGCGGCCGGAGCGAAACCGUUCGAUGAAGGUUCGUGUGGAUAACCGUCAAGACGAGGUUUAGAGAUAGAUCAUGCUUGAAGGCUAUAUCAAGGGCCUCGUGUCCGCUGAUAUCUUGCCAAUAUAACAGCCUGCUUAAUAGAGCAUUCCUCUGCUACACAUACAACGCAUACAAUGGCCUCUCUAUUAAACUCCCUUGGCAUCAAGCCUGAGACCACAGAUGACGGAGCCAACACCGUCAGAGCCCUACCAGCCUCUUGGUAUACGUCACAGGAGAUGUUCGAGCUGGAGCGCCGGGCCGUCUUCUCUCGAAAAUGGCUGCUGACGACCCACAAGCUGCGACUCCCAAACACCGGCGACUGGCUGCGGUACGAUGUAGCCGGCUUCUCGUUCGUGCUGGUGCGCGACCGCCAGGGUGAGAUCAACGCCUUCCACAAUGUCUGCCGCCACCGCGCAUUCCCCGUGGUCACGGAAGAUGGCGGGACGUCGCGGAUCUUCUCCUGCAAGUACCACGGCUGGUCGUACGGGCUGAACGGGAAGCUAGCCAAGGCGCCUGGAUACCAGGAUCUGGAGGGGUUCGACAAGAGCAAGAACGGACUGCUUCCGAUCCAUGUCCACAUCGACGCUAAUGGUUUCAUCUGGGUGAAUAUGGAUGGGAAGGAGAAGCCGGAUAUCGCAUGGGAGGACGACUUCAAGGGCAUUGACCUGCAGGAGCGCACCAAGGAUAUCAAGUGGGAAGACUACGAUUUCGACCAUGUCUGGGAGAUGGAAGGGGACUACAACUGGAAGGUCCUGGCAGACAACUACAACGAGUGCUACCACUGUGGCACUGCGCAUCCGGAUGUCUCUUCGAUUGCUGAUCUGUCGAGUUACUCGGUGGACACGAAGGAUGGGUCUAUCAUCCACGAUGGACACACGACGCCCGAGCAGAUUGCGGCAGGACUGAAGAUUUGCAGCACGUAUUACUUUCCCAACGCCUCGAUGACUGUCUCCCCGCACUUCUUCUUCAUGCAGCGCUUCGUGCCUGUUUCCGCGACGAAGACAAACAUGAAGUACGAAGUCUACCGCAACCGGAACUCCAGCGAGGAGGACUUUGAGAAGAUCAACAGCAUGUACAAGCGCAUCAUGAAUGAGGACAAGUACCUCUGUAACCAGGCGCAGAAGAACCUCAACGCCGGGGUGUUUGUCAGUGGCGAGCUGCACCCGACCAUGGAGAAGGGGCCACUUUACUUCCAAAAGUCGGUGCGGGACCUAGUGGUGCAGCACUUCGAGAAAGAACAGAAGGAGGGCCGAGAGAUCUGGCCCUCGCGCCAGUCGCUGCCCAAGGAGGCGUCCGUGAGCCAGCAGGACGAGCAGUUCUGCCAGAGCCUGAGCUGCAACCCUAACGGGGGCGAGUGCUGCUCGACGAUUGGCAGCCAGCCGGCGGCGGCAGUGGCCUGGUAGACGAUUGUUACAGUAGAUAGUGAAUUAGCGUUAUGAAUAUCAUGUCUGGCCAUAUCGUGUUCUCCUUAUUGGGGUUAAACAGCCUGUUAUCUCGGGCACAGUCCGAGCGUACCAAGAAUGCAGAGAGGGGAACCUGCGCCCCAGUUAAGCCCCAGUUAAUUUGCGUUUCCCAUUGGCAGCGCCCCUC